Linnemannia hyalina is the source of this 1407-nucleotide messenger RNA. The record is from the annotation of a GenBank genome assembly. NCBI's taxonomy places the organism in Eukaryota, Fungi, Mortierellomycota, Mortierellomycetes, Mortierellales, Mortierellaceae.
AUGGGGAACGCACCGUCGCAGCCUGGGAACGAGUCCAACGAGGCUGCUGAUUCAGUCGAUGCCGUCACCUUCACUAACGGCCCAUAUCAAAAGCACCCUCAGCAACCAUACCAACAACAACAACAACAACAGCACCAGCAGCACCAGCAACAACAGAACCAGCAAUACCGUCAGCAUGACUCUACCCAUCUCCAACAACCAAGUUACAUGACCUCCUCUCACCAACGGCAAGCUUCGUCGCCCGGUACUUUCACUCAUUCCUCGCCUCCCCAGGGAUCUAUUCACCCUUCAACAAUACCUAUCGCUUCUGUCCCCGUUGACGCUGCCCACCGGCGCUUCCCCUCUGUCCGAGAGCAGUAUCUGAAUGAUUCACCCGCGGGUUCAUCGCCUCUCGACAGUGAUUCAUCAUAUCCACAUGUUCUCGCUGGCGGGCAUUCUUUGGGCGAUCCGUCAGCCCAUCCACCGCGGUCCUCUCACAGCCCCAAGGGUGGGCUCCCAGGAGGCGGACCCCGGAGAAGGGCAUCGUCCCUGGUGAGCGGGCAAGCCUACGGCCAGUACGCCGACACCUUCAACGAACAGGCCCUCGUAGCCUCAGCAGCACAACAGGACAAGUUGGAACAGAGAUUGCACACAUCCGAUGGACGACCCAGUUAUCGAAAUUCAGCUCGUGUUUCGAGGGCCUUUGAGUUGGAGCCUCUAAAGAGCCUGGACAAUGCACAUGACGAUUCCAAGGAUGGAAACGUACCCACGAUCAUUACAUGGAGUCAGGGAGGCACCAAUGUCUAUGUGACCGGAACGUUCAACAACUGGAAGCAGAAAUUCAUUGUGGACGACGAGUGGAAAUGUUCGACAGAACUUUCGGCCGCAACGGACGCAGAAGGAAACUUGGUCAACUUUUUGGAAGUCGACGACGAAGAACAAGACGAGCUGGAAGGGGGUUAUGACACACCCAUCAAUGGGUCGCCAGUGGGAUCAUACACGGAUCACAUCCCUGCUUAUGCGCUCUCGGGCGACUCGACACCAAGUACAUCAGGAAGUGAUGGACUGUUGCCUCUCACGGCUAUCUCCGCGAACGACGGUCACGGCAGUCCUCGAUCGCAAGGAUCGCCAACAGCAAAGGGUUCACCUUCAAGUGCUUCGUCUUCGUCCUCAAAGAUGUUUGACUCGACUUCAUCCAUCUCGAACGAGCCACCUCCAGGACUGCCCCCACAUCUGGAGAAGGUCAUUCUCAACAAUGUGCCCUCAAAGGAAGACAACUCAGUCCUGCCUGUUCCUGACCAUGUUGUCCUGAACCACUUGUACGCGUGUUCGGUCAAGGAGGGUGUACUGAGUAUCAGUGUUACUGCUCGGUACAGGAAAAAGUACAUCACGACGGUUUUCAUCAAGCCUGUCGUAACGGACGCCUAA